AUGAAACGACGACUUUUAGUCGUGUUGCUUUUGUUCGCAGUAAGCUCAUUCGCUGACGAAAACGCAGAUGAUGUCAAUCCAGAAGAUGUUGACGAUGUGAAGCCCCCAGUAGAAGAAGACGCAAUAAAAGAAGUUCCCGUGGAGAAGAUUACAGUACCUGCAACGCUCACUCCUCUCAGUUCAACUGCAAACAUCACGACUAUUUCAGUCCAGGUGGCUCCCAUCCCAGCAGCUGACAAUGCAACAAACGCAGAACCCAAACCCGACUCUGAAAAGAAAGAAGAACUUCUGACUGGAAAAGAAGAAACACCAGCUGUGAAGACGGAAGUGAUACCUGAAGCAACAACAAUAGCUACGGAGACACUCGCACCACUGGUUCCAAAAGCUCCAGAAGAAGCAGAUGAUCUGAAAGAAGAAGAGAAAGAAAAUGCGGCUCCCGAAUUUGAAGCGAAACAAGAAGUUGAAGGAGGAAAAGGAGAGGAAGAUCCAGAUGCGAACGUUGACAAGCCAGCCGCUGUAGAUCCACCAAAAGACGAAGCAGAUGGAGCAGCUAAAGAAGAUCGCGAGACCCCUUCUGUUGUUGCAGAAGGAUUGCAUGAAGCGGUUGAAGAAGCUAGAGGAAAUCCAGCGCCAGGUGCUCCUACUGCUGAUAAGAAAAAAGAUUCUGCAGAUGAAGAACAAACGUUGGAAGCAGGACCAGUUGCUCGUCCACAUAGAUUUGACACAUCUGUAAGCCAUUCUACAUUUAAUAAUAUACUUUUUCAAAUUUUCAUCAAAACCCCAUUUUUUUCAGAACGAAUUCCAGUCCAGUUUCCAACGCAUUCGAGGGGUGGAAGAGGAUGGAACCGGGUUUAUGUCAUUCUUUUUUAUUGGGUCAUUCCUCAUUAUUGCUAUUUAUCUGCUUCAACAUAA
Messenger RNA from Caenorhabditis briggsae, 912 nucleotides. Lineage: Eukaryota; Metazoa; Nematoda; Chromadorea; Rhabditida; Rhabditidae. The record is from RefSeq and is a predicted model, not a curated record. Bases 1 to 912 code for a protein of 303 amino acids. The transcript is spliced from 2 exons.